CCCGUAGAAGAAGAGCUGCAGCCUCUCAGCAUCAGCACCACCUCCUCCUCCAGCAGCAGCAGCCUCAUCCAUCCUCUCUCUGAUCUCACUGCGGAACAUCGGCCCCGUCCUCCUCCGUCCUCCUCCGUCCUCCUCAUCACUCCGCUCGCCAUGGACAACUCCGGCAAAGAGAAGGAGGCCAUGCAGCUGAUGGCUGAAGCCGACAAGAAGGUCAAGGCGUCCGGAUCCUUCCUCGGAGGAAUGUUCGGGGGAAACCAUAAGGUGGAGGACGCCUGUGAAAUGUAUGCCAGAGCAGCCAACAUGUUUAAGAUGGCAAAGAACUGGAGUGCUGCAGGGAACGCCUUCUGUCAGGCCGCUCGGCUCCACAUGCAGCUGCAGAACAAACUGGACUCCGCCACCAGCUUCGUCGACGCCGGCAACGCCUACAAGAAGGCCGACCCACAGGAGGCCAUCAACUGUCUAAAUCAGGCCAUCGACAUCUACACUGACAUGGGUCGGUUUACCAUCGCAGCCAAACAUCACAUCACUAUAGCAGAGGUCUACGAGUCCGAGCUGGUCGACAUCGAGAAGGCCAUCGCCCACUACGAGCAGGCAGCAGACUACUACAAGGGAGAAGAAUCAAACAGCUCGGCCAACAAAUGUCUCCUGAAGGUCGGACACUACAGCGCUCAGCUGGAGCAGUACCAGAAAGCUAUUGAAAUCUAUGAGCAGGUCGCGAUGAGCACCAUGGACAAUCCUCUGCUGAAGUAUAACGCUAAAGAGUAUUUCUUCAAGGCUUCACUGUGUCACUUCAUAGUGGACGAACUGAACGCCAAGUUGGCCAUAGAGAAGUAUGAGGAGAUGUUUCCCGCCUUCUCAGACUCCAGAGAGCUCAAACUGUUAAAGAAACUCCUAGAAGCCCACGAGGAGCAGAACAGUGAGGCGUUCACGGAGGCCGUCAAGGAGUUCGACUCGGUGUCCCGUCUGGACCAGUGGCUGACCACGAUGCUGCUGCGCAUCAAAAAGACCAUCCAGGGAGACGCCGGAGACCUGAAAUAGACAAACCUGGAGGGUGGAGGUGGAGGUGGUGGAGGAGAAAGAAGGGCAGGGGGUGUGUAUACGGGAGGGUGGGACUGACGGAGUUUACAGUUGUACAUAUCAGUCUGCAUGUGACCCCCAACUAGCUAAGCAUCACCUUUAAUCCACCUUUAGACGACCCCGUGUCCCCGUGACAGUAUUUCUCUCGUAACACUGGACUGACUGGAAAUGAAAGGUGUGAGUGUGUGUGUGUGUGUGUGUGUGUGUGUGUGUGUGUGUGUCCACUGCAGUAAGUUAAUAUUUGAUGGGAAAGUAUGCAGAUGUUAUUAAAAAAAGGAUAUUUAUGAGAUUAUGAAUAUUUAUUGUCGAUACUGAAGACAUAAUUUAUUGUUUAUUCUGGUGCUCAGUGUUACGAUUCGUCUUAAUAUUUUAGGUAUUAGCCCCUCUCUCAUCUGUUCCUCCCUCCUCUGUCUCCCCUCACAGUCAGUCAGUCGGUAAAUAUCACCCGUCGUGAUUGGUCGGUUCUCUUUGUGUUCUGGUCGAACGUUCUGGUUGGUCGGUGCAGUCAGCCCGUCGCCACCGCCGGCGCUCGCCCCCGUCCCCGCCUCGUUUGUGCAUGUCUGUUGUCAUGUUGAUGUAAGUGUUCUACGUGUCGUGCUAACGUGUGAAGACCACAACAUGUAGCCUGGUGUCAUGUGUGUGAAAUCGGUAAAUAUGUACCUCAAGAUGCCGAGCUGAAAUAAAAACAUCAUCGCUCCAGA
Larimichthys crocea (large yellow croaker) is the source of this 1778-nucleotide messenger RNA. It is a transcript of the gene napba, whose product is annotated as N-ethylmaleimide-sensitive factor attachment protein, beta a. Gene Ontology annotation, biological process: SNARE complex disassembly; intracellular protein transport; regulation of synaptic vesicle priming. NCBI's taxonomy places the organism in Eukaryota, Metazoa, Chordata, Actinopteri, Sciaenidae. The transcript has 10 exons. Gene Ontology annotation, molecular function: soluble NSF attachment protein activity; syntaxin binding. Bases 151 to 1038 code for a protein of 295 amino acids. Gene Ontology annotation, cellular component: terminal bouton; synaptobrevin 2-SNAP-25-syntaxin-1a complex; vacuolar membrane. The record is from RefSeq and is a predicted model, not a curated record.